AUGCGGUUUGGGAAAACCCUCCGCAAUGCGGUGUACCCUCCCUGGAAAGGGAAAUACAUUGACUACAACAAGCUCAAGACCCUGCUGAGGGAAAAUGAUGUCACUGGGGAAGAUGCCAGUGACUUGGAAGACGAUGAAUGGACCGAGCAAGACGAGGAAGCCUUUGUGCAGGAAUUGCUCAAUGUGCAAUUGGAUAAAGUGAACUCCUUUCAAGCAGAGACAUCGCAACAACUCCGGGAACGUACAACUGCGUGUGAAGCUAAAUUGCGACCCUUGGCGUCUGAUGCAGAGGAAGAAUCGGACCUCAACGAACAGAAGAAGAGAGCCAUUGCUUCGGAGGUCCUCCAGGAACUUGAUAACAUCACCAAAGAAGUCAGUGCAUUGGAAAAAUACAGCCGUAUCAAUUUCACUGGUUUCCUCAAGGCCGCAAAGAAGCACGACCGCAAGCGAGGAGCCCGAUACCGGGUGAAACCUUUGCUUCAAGUGCGACUGUCGCAGUUACCUUUUAACUCAGAGGACUACUCGCCAUUGGUACAUCAACUCUCGGUAAUGUACUCUUUUGUACGUGAGACACUCAGUCAUGAUAUCGUGCAGCCGAAAGAGACAGAGCGUGGAUUUGGUCGGGAGACUUAUUCAUCCUACAAAUUUUGGGUUCACUCGGACAAUGUUUUGGAAGUUAAAACCCACAUCUUACGUCGCUUGCCCGUCCUCAUUUACAACCCGGGAACCUCGAAAAACAUAGAUACCGUCACCGAUGACCCCACCAUUACAUCUCUAUACUUUGACAACCCCCAAUUCGACCUUUACAACCAAAAGGUUGCACGAGCACCCGAGGCCGGAUCUUUGCGACUACGGUGGACAGGAUCACUAAAGGACAAGCCUCCUAUCUUCUUGGAAAAGAAAGUGGUCACCGACGACGACGAAAGUCGACAAGUCAAAGUACAACUCAAGGACAAGCACGUCAAGGAAUUCUUGGACGGUGAAUAUCACUUCGAUAAAAAGGUCCACCGCAUGGAGGACUCGAACAACGGCGAUACAGCGGCAGCGGAUGCCUUCAAACUGGACGUGGAUGAGGUGCAAUCUUUCAUCAAAGACAACGACUUGCAGCCCAUGCUCCGCGCUAACUACACCCGCACUGCGUUCCAAAUUCCCGGCAAUGAUCGAAUCCGCAUUUCCCUUGACACCAACCUUGCAUUGAUUCGGGAAGAUUCUCUCGACAAUGAACGCCCAUGCCGUGAUUCAACCAAGUGGCACCGUGAUGACUUGGAUGAUGCAGAUAUGACAUACCCAUUUGACGGUGUCCGAACUGGAGAAAUCACCCGCUUCCCCCAUGCUCUGCUCGAGAUUCAACUUCGAGGCAAGGCCCACAACACCGAAUGGGUCAAGGACUUGAUGGUCUCCCAUUUGGUCAAGGAUGCCCCCCGCUUCUCUAAGUUCGUCCACGGUGUGGCUUCGUUAUUCGAAGAUCACGUCAACAGCUUCCCCUUCUGGCUGAGUGCCCUUGAGAGUGAUAUUCGCCGCGAUCCCGAAACCGCGUUCCACGAGGAACAAGAACGACUAGCCAGGCGAGCCGAGGAAGACAUGGCAGUGGGAAGCUUCAUGGGAGGCGUAGGCAGCCCAAGCACUCGCCCACUAGUCGGGUCACCUCACCACCAAUUUUCCGUCGGCUCUCCUUCAACCAUACGGAGGCCCUCAGGAGUCACCGAGCCGUCAGCCCGACCCUCCCGUCCCUCGAUUCCCGCGCCUCAGCCUCGUGAAACCGAGCCCGUAGCUGAAAUAGAGGAACCCGAGCCACCCAGUCGUCUUGAAUCCAUCAUCAAAUCCCUGGGACUGUCCCCUGAAUACUGGCUCGGUCGGGAGUCCGUCACCCUACCGCCUGGUGUCCGCCACCCAGGCUAUUGGAUCAAAGACGUUGGCCCAGUCCGCGUGGAAAGCAAAGUGUACCUUGCCAACCAGCGAACAUUUAUCAAAUGGCUACACAUCAGUAUCCUCCUGUCAAGUUUGUCCUUGGGUCUUUAUAAUGCCGCUGGCAAACACAACCAGGUCGCUCAGGCUCUUGCGGUCGUCUACACAUUCUUCGCUAUAUUCGCUGCGGUCUGGGGAUGGUUCAUGUACGAGCGACGAGCCCGCCUCAUUCGCCAGCGAAGCGGAAAGGAUCUCGACAACAUGUUCGGUCCUAUUGUAGUUUGCAUUGGUUUGGCUGUUGCUUUGGUUUUGAACUUCGUUUUCAAGUAUUCCUCGGCGCUGGAGCAAAGUCGUAACCACCCGCUUCCUGGUGUUCCCUCUCACAACUCUUCGGCCAUUUAUGACAGCAGUUCUAGAGAGUCAUGGAGCCAAUACCAGGCGCAGCAAAUUUUGUAA
Molecule: messenger RNA, 2361 nt
Organism: Penicillium soppii
Lineage: Eukaryota; Fungi; Ascomycota; Eurotiomycetes; Eurotiales; Aspergillaceae
Product: SPX domain protein
Exons: 2
Coding region: 1-2361 (786 amino acids)
Cellular component (GO): fungal-type vacuole membrane; vacuolar transporter chaperone complex
Source: RefSeq, a predicted model, not a curated record